AAAAGUUUUUAUUUUUAUAAUAUACUAAAAACCAUGUUUUAAACUAAUAUCAAAUACCUAAGUUGGGUUUUAGGGCUCUUGGGGAAGGGGCAGAAAUGCGGCCCAAGAGGUAUGGCGACAUGGUCCGGCGGCUGGGCAAGGCGGGCAGCGAGGUGAAGGUGCGCUCCUUCAUGGAGCCGUCGCGCGUGGAGCCCGGCAUCGGGGUAAACAUCUGGCAGGUGCUCAAGGCGCGCAUGUACAAGCUCGCCCACGCCGACGUCCACGGCGAUCCCACAUUCCAGAUGCCCCUCAGCGACGCCAAGUCCCACCUCAUGGCACAGAACUACCUGCUCCACCACUACGCCGUCCGCAACAACCUCGACCUCUCCGUGGUCAAGGACGUGCUCCUCCCGCCGCCGGAGCUCCUCAACGCGCAGCCCCCGCCGCCCGUCAAGGACGACCUCUACAAGGGCCUGCCCGUCUUUGACGGCCCCGUGCCCGUCGUGUGCCCGCGCCCCGACCACGGCAAGGAGCUCAAGGUGACCGUCUACGACCAGCUCGACGUCAAGCAGAUGGUCGGGGUGGCCAUGCCCAUGGCGUACAUUCCCAUCGGGGUGUUGAUCCAUGGGAUUGAGAUGCGUCCCGGGCAGGGCGCCAAGCUCGUCCGGGCCAAGGGGACGUUCGCCAAGAUCACCAAGAAGCGGACGGACAAGCCGCGGGUGGCGGUGAGGAUGCCGUCCGGGAAGGAGAAGAUCUUCGACUCGCGGUGCCGGGCGGUGAUCGGGCCGCUCACCAAUCCGAAUAUCGUCAAGCCCAAGAUGUACAAGGCGGGGCAGAAUCGGUGGAAGGGUGUCCGGCCGCAUGUCCGAGGGAUUGCCAAGAACCCCGUGGAUCAUCCGCAUGGCGGGCGGACCAACGGGGGACGGCCCUCGGUGACGCCGUGGGGGAAGCCUUGCAAGUGUGGGUAUAAGACGGUGAGGAAGAGGAAGCCCGGGCUCAAAUAUUGAGCAUGGUUGUUAGUUUGAUCGAUCGAACUUUGCUGGAGAGGCACCGCUUGAAUGACCAAACAAGUUCGUUGGUGACUUUAAUGACCAAGUUCUUCCAAGUUCGUGGGGCGACUUGUAACCAAGUUCUCAAAGUUCCAGAAUAACAAGUCCAGGCUCGAAGUUCAUGUGUUUGGGGAAAGGAACUGAGGACGUUUUUCAAUGGAGUGUCGCAAAAUUGAAGAAGCGGAUGCAAGUUUUCCAAAGGGGACAGGAUCAAACAUGAGCUCCCUUGAGCGAGAUUAAACGUGAACCCAAGGUUAGCAAAUUUUAUAAUUUUAUACUCCGUUAUCUUAUUUAACUCUACAAUGUCAAAACUAUUUCCACUAUGCGAAAUUAUUUCUAAUUUAUGUAAAUAUAAUAUUAGGAUUUAACUUA
Selaginella moellendorffii is the source of this 1400-nucleotide messenger RNA. RefSeq names its product 60S ribosomal protein L2, mitochondrial. Lineage: Eukaryota; Viridiplantae; Streptophyta; Lycopodiopsida; Selaginellales; Selaginellaceae. Bases 96 to 986 code for a protein of 296 amino acids. Gene Ontology annotation, biological process: cytoplasmic translation. The transcript has a single exon. The record is from RefSeq and is a predicted model, not a curated record. Gene Ontology annotation, molecular function: structural constituent of ribosome; RNA binding. Gene Ontology annotation, cellular component: ribosome.